Cokeromyces recurvatus is the source of this 3739-nucleotide messenger RNA. RefSeq lists its product as uncharacterized. The transcript has a single exon. Lineage: Eukaryota; Fungi; Mucoromycota; Mucoromycetes; Mucorales; Mucoraceae. The coding region runs from base 20 to 3643 and encodes 1207 amino acids. Gene Ontology annotation, biological process: transcription by RNA polymerase II. The record is from RefSeq and is a predicted model, not a curated record. Gene Ontology annotation, cellular component: nucleus.
UUCUUGAAAUAAUAAAAACAUGAGUAAAUUCACUCGACCCACAUUCAAUGUGGACGAUGAUGAUCUUGAAAGACUUCAAGAAGAGUUCUUUGCAGGAGAGCAAAUACCUUCUGCAAAAGUAAUUCGUAAACCAGCUACUACUACUACUACGAUUUCUACUGAUCCAUCUCCUAGAAAGCGUAGUUUAUUCGCUGAACGUUUAGCACAAGGAGAGAAAAAGGAAUCAUCAAGUAGUAAAAUGCCUUCAUUAGAGAACUCAACACCAUUACCUUCACUAGAGGAUCCUUCACAAAAUGAGAAUGACCAAAUCAUUGAAUAUGAACCUGUGAUCGAUCCUAAUCCUGAACCUCAUGUCCCUGUUAGUAAGAAAAUGUUAGAUCUAACUUCCAUGUUGGGUCAAGUGUUGGGUGAAAUUACUGAACAUGAUAUUGAUGCUAAAGUUGUAAGACCACCUACUUUACCAGCUCUAUUAGAGAAUAAGCCUGCACAUGGUCAUACGGGUGGGUUCCCUAAACCUGCUCAUCGUAGUGAAUUUAAGAGAAGAAUGAUGGAGAAAAGAGUAGGUAAAGAAUCAAAGCCUCCUCGUCCAGAGAACCCCCCACAGGUUACAUCCACUGUCUCUGAUCCAAUGUCAUCUGAUUUUUAUGCCCAAGAAAACGAUAGACGUAUUCGUGAAAUGAGUGAACAGGAACUUAUGGAAGCACGAGAAGAGAUUAUGAACACGUUAAGCCCUGAAUCGAUUGCAUUAUUAAUGAAGGGGUUGAAAACAAAGAACAAAAAAAACGAUAUAGAUAAAGACCUUCCUGAGCAAGAAGUCGUAGAAAAGAGUUCAGCAAAGAAAAAAGUAUCCUUUGCAAAAGAUAUCGUAGACAAAAAAGAGGAAGAUUUGUUAGAAAUGAAAAAUAAAUAUUUUCCUGACGUACCGUUAGAGAAUGAUAAGUUAGCUUGGAUGGAUAGUCGUUUUUUGACACCUGAAUUAAAAGAGCAGGAAGAAGAAAAGGAAAAGUUAAAUGAACAAUUACCACCUUCAGAGGCAGAGAAAGUAUAUCGUAAGAUUCGAUUUGAUUUACAAGGUCGUAUUAUGGAUCCUAAUGUAAACAUACCUAGUUAUCAAGGUUUACAUCAUCAUGGUGAUGAACCUGAUAAGGCAGGUUAUACAUUAGCUGAACUCUUUUAUUUAACUCGAAGUCAAGUACCUUCUCAACGAUCUAUGGUCUUAACUACGAUUGCUCGUAUUAUUAAACGCGCUAAAAGGUCAGUCAGGAUGAAAGAAGGAUCUAAAGAGGAUGGUAAGGUCUGGAGUCAAAUAUGGUCAGUUUUUACUGGUAAAGAACACGCAGCAGCUAUCUAUCUUCGUUCUGCAUUGGAUGAUCGUCACUUGGUGGUCUUGGUAAGCGCUAUUCAGGCCCUAUAUGCACUUAUCAUAGAUGAGAAUGAUGAUGAGGAAUGGGAGGAGACAGUUUUGGAUGUGACUGAUUUCUGUCGUUAUCUAGGACAUCUCUCUCGUCCCAUUUUACCUGCUGGCACUACAAAGAUCAAACGAAAGGGUUUAAAUGACAAACUUUCCGAAUUAGUGGAUCGUGUACGCCAACAAACGAGUCAGGAUGAACAAGAGAAAGAGAAUGAUGCUGAACUUGCUGAGCGUGAUCUCAUUCGAGGUUUAGUUAAAAUGAAUCUCUUACCUCGUAUACGUUAUUUGCUUGCCUCUGAUAGUAGUGAAUUGAUUGAACAUGACCCACCUUCUGUAGACCGUUUAGUACGUAUUUUGGUACGUAUGGCUGAAGCUGGACAGGAUGUGUGUGAAGCGAUUGAGGAGGAAGACAUUUUAGAACCGGUGGUCGAAUGGGGUUUGUUGAAAACAUCAUGGCCUAUGACAACAGAUAAUACAAAACGAUAUCCAAGUUUAGCCGCCGUACGUCUCCUGACAUUAUUGGCGCAAGGAAGUAAGAAAAUUGCAGAAGGAAUGAUUGAAAGGGCAGCGACGAUCACGUUACGAUUCUUAGUGACCUCACCAGAGAUAGCAGACAGCGACUAUUUGAAACAAAGAGCUUAUGCAUUGCAGCUUGAAACACUUCGUCUUGUUCAUGUUUUAGCCUGUUACGGAUUUAUUCUUCCGACAUUAGAGGAUCUUCAAGGACCUGUUAUGGAUUGGCUUCGAGCUGCUCUGAACGAUCAUUCAAAUGAUAAACAAGUGAUGAGUAGAGCCUCCAUGGCCAUCCAUCUAUUGGAAAUUCUUUUACAUUUAGCCGCUGAUCCUCACAAGUCCAUACCUGCUCAUGCUAUUGAUUGGCAUCAACCCACAGCUUAUUUACCAGCUAUAACUGCUGUACUACGUGCUAGUCGUCGAGAAGGUCGAUCAACAGGUUUGUUGUCGUUGUUGUAUGAGUCUGCUUUAGGCUAUCUGAGUGCAUGGGCAACCUAUAUUGAACUCUUCCCUCCUGAACCAGAGACGGUGCGUGAGGUUUGGAAGGCGGUGAUUGAAGAAAAAGAAGAAGAAGAAAAAGAAAAAGAAGGUGCAGAGAAUUCAAAAUCUGUUGGUUACACAGUUUCUUCUAUAACAACAAACUAUGUCCUUCGUUACAUCCAAUUUCUUACUGCAUAUGCCUCACUUCAUCCAACCACAUCUUUAUACCGCGACCUUAUAGAAGAUGCAGAACGCAAACUCAAGUCAGAAGAGACAAUAGCGCUGAUAAAAACAUCUUAUUCAAGGGACAUGCUAGGCCGCUAUGCUCUAUGGCUAUGGUUAAAGCAUUGUGAAAAUGAAAGAAUAGAAUUUAAAAUAGCAGCAUUAGAAUCAGGCGUUAAGAGUAAACAAAUGGGGCUAGUUGAAACAUGGUUGGCGCAGUCAUUAUUGCAGUUAUCUUUGUCAAAUCAACUAUUAAAUGAUGACCUUAAGCCGUUUUAUUUGGAUCAUAAUGAAGAACAUUUGAUAAUUUCUAAAUCUUUAUUUAGUUAUGAUAGUCGACCUAUCAAAACACUCAUGUACACAGACUUAUUUGAAGAUUUAAGUGAUGUAGAAGAAAAAGAUAGAUUACAGUUAAAUGCCUUUAUUCUAUCACCCAUUGAUGCACUUUACCAUUUAGACAAAUCAAAGGUAGCACAGAAAAGUAGAGUAGAUGCUGCAACUCUAGUAUCAAGAACGAUGAAGAUGGCAAGGGAACUAUUAAAACUGGACUCUAAUAUGGGCAUCAUUGCUCUAAUGAAGAUUUUCUUAAUUGGUGACCGAGAAGGACGUCAGACGAAUAUUGUGAGCACUGAUAGAGAGAUCUUUUGGGAUGAUCGAGUCAUAAAAGAAAUCAAUGAAUGGAUGGAUAUAUUCUGCAUCACAAAGACAAGUUUAAAGGCAUUAGAGAUAGCUUGGCGGUUAUCAUCAGAGUAUAUUCGACAGGCACAAGUACCCUUUUUCCAGUUUUAUCAAGCGUUUGUAGCUCAAUAUGCAGCUGUCUCACUGGGUCAUCAUGGCUUUGCUCGUCUUUUAGUUUACCUUGUGAGUCAAAUAGAUACUAUCGAUUAUCGACAUUUAGUCUUCAGUGACUACCGAGAUAUUUUGCCUACGCUUAACAAAGUAAAUUUAAAUGAAAUUCCACCACUUUCAGAAUCUGAACGAGAAGCACUUUCAGAUGCAGGAUUGAAGCUCUUAUAAAAUAAAAAGUAUUAUAUUUGCAUACGCAUCAUUAUAUUACACUAUACGUAUGUAAUAUAUAAAUAAACGUCAUUUUAAUUACAAAAGGCAUUAUUA